AUGGUCAGCGCCAAGCUACCUGUCGACCUCUCCAAGUUCAAGAAGCUAUCCUUCGACCCUCGGAAUUCUCGGCUCAGUCCUCAACAGAAGCAGGAUCUCCAGCAUAACAUUGACAUCUUUCGCGAUGCCAUUGUUGCUUUCACUGCCACCGGUGCGGCCCGCGGUAUAGCCGGUCAUACGGGAGGUCCCUUUGACACUGCUCCCGAAGUAUGCAUCCUGAUUGGUAUGAUCAAUGGCAACCCCGAUAGAUUCGUCGACGCUCUCUUCGAUGAAGCAGGCCACCGGGUGGCAACUCAAUACCUUCUCGCAGCCAUCGAUGGGAAGAUUAAUCCUGAUCAGCUGCUGAACUACCGCGAUGCAAACUCCAAGCUCCCCGGACACCCGGAGCUGGGCCUGACCCCCGGUGUUAAGUUCAGCUCGGGUCGUCUUGGCCAUAUGUGGGGUAUGGUGAACGGCGUCGCUAUGAAGAACAAAGACAAGGCCGUCCUGCUCCUUGGCUCCGAUGGUUCUCAACAGGAGGGAAACGAUGCCGAGGCUGCCCGCAUUGCGGUGGCUCGGAACCUGAACGUGAAGGUGUUUGUCGACAACAACGAUGUCACGAUCGCCGGCAAGCCAUCCGAAUAUCUCAAGGGUUAUGAAGUCGGUCGGACCCUUGCGGGACACGGCUUGUACGUGGUCCGCGCCGACGGAGAGGACCUUGAUUCGCUCUACCCUAAAGUUUGUGAAGUUUUGACUCACCAGGGCCCUGCUGCUCUUAUCGUUGACCGUAAGAUGGCUCCGCACAUUCAAGGUCUCGAGGGCACAGUCAAGGCGCAUGAUGUGGUCCCUGUCGACAUUGCCCGCAAAUACCUGACUGGCAGAGGCUAUACGCCGGAGCAGCUGGCAUUUUACGAUGAUAUUAAACCAAGAAGCAACCCUUGGAAGUAUAGAGGAUCUUCCAAGGACAAGGGAUCUAACCGUGUGAUUUUUGGCGAGGCAGUCAACACGGUUCUUGACGGUCUGAGCAAGGACGAAGCUGCCCGCCGAGUCAUGGUAAUCGACUCUGAUCUGGAGGGUUCCACGGGUCUGAAGGCCAUACAUCAGGAGCAUCCCGAAGUGUUUGUCCCUUCUGGUGUUAUGGAACGUGGUAACUUCUCGGCCGCGGCCGGCUUCGGCUUUGGCAGCGAUGGGUCGGUCCAAGGCGUCUUCUCAACAUUCUCAGCCUUCCUUGAGAUGAUCAUUUCCGAGGUUACCAUGGCUCGCUUGAACGACUGCUCCGUUCUAUCACACUUUUCCCACAGUGGAGUGGAUGAGAUUGCCGACAACACUUGCCAUUUCGGCCUGAACCACUUCUUCGCCGAUAAUGGACUCAUGGACGCCGCGAGCACGGCAUUGUAUUUCCCGGCCGACGGCGAGCAGAUGAAGGCGGUCGUGCGGAAAGUCUUCUUCCAGAAAGGGCUGAGAUUCAUCUUUUCGACUCGUUCGAAGCUGCCUUGUAUUUACAAAGAAGGUACCGAGGAUCUGUUGUACGGCGACGGUUAUGAAUUUGUUCCUGGCAAGGACGAAUUCAUCCGUAAGGGGUCUGCUGGAUACGUCAUCUCCUACGGGGACAUGCUCUACCGGUCCCUGGACGCCGUCGAGCGGCUCCGCGAGGAAGGUCUAGAUGUUGGUCUCGUCAACAAGCCCACUCUCAACGUGGUGGAUGAGGAUUCGAUCAAGAUCUACGGAUCGACCGGCUUUGUGGUUGUGGUUGAAUCCAUCGCCCAAAAGACUGGUCUUGGCUCUCGUACGGGCACGCAUUUGCUGGAACGCAAGCUUACUCCAAAGUAUAAGACUAUGGGCGCGAGGAAUGAGGGCAGUGGCGGCUUGUACGAGCAGGUCAACGGGCAGGGUCUGGGUCCGGAAGAUAUCAUGGCCGCUGUUCGAGAGGUUGCUGGGAGUUCAUAA
This is a messenger RNA of Capronia epimyces CBS 606.96, 1926 nucleotides long. RefSeq lists its product as uncharacterized. The coding region runs from base 1 to 1926 and encodes 641 amino acids. The record is from RefSeq and is a predicted model, not a curated record. NCBI's taxonomy places the organism in Eukaryota, Fungi, Ascomycota, Eurotiomycetes, Chaetothyriales, Herpotrichiellaceae. The transcript has a single exon. Gene Ontology annotation, molecular function: catalytic activity.